AUGUCCUCCAUGCUGCCGUCUGCUGAGUCGGAUCUCUCACAGCGUCUGAAGGAGCAAUGGGGAAACACGGUUGUCGAAUUCAUGAGAGCAAGAUUCCUCGACCGACACGCUCGCGGUCGCACCCUCCGCACCGCCCUCCUACAAGAUGCUGCCACAACUCCAAGCCAAAGCAACUCAUUUUGCAUCCUUAAGAUCGAUGAAUAUUUGGAGCAAUGUCAAGUUGUUGGGGCCCCUAUUUCCUAUAAUCCUCAACCGUUUCUUAUUCAGCCCCGAUCAAUAAUCUCCAUACGUGGAUGUUUUCAAUUGUCACUUCUCCAGUACCUUGGUCAACGUCUUAACGCACCCACGGAAGCGCUCAUUGGUCAUCUUGCAUUUCCAAAGUCGUUCCAAGUUCGUGCGGUAAAAUCGCAACAAAAUCCAUUUUUUACUGUGCAGAUGAUUACGCUAGGCCAGGCGGCACCUGAAUUCAUUACUGGAAGGAAGUCCCGGGCUGUACAAUAUCGGCGUGUCAAUAUUCAUGGAGCCGGCCACUUUUCUGUCGAGCAGCAAGUCACGUUUAUUCCAUUCGAUUUAAGCCACCAGGCGUGGUCGGGGUUGGUCCUCAAUGACAGCGGAGACCCGAGUGGAACUACUCCGUGGAGCAAUGAUACCACAUCUGAGCAACGUUUCUUUCCUUUGAUGCGCUCUGGCUCAUGCGCUUUCGAUCUUCCGGAUAUGCGAAAUCAUGAUUUGCCCACUGGCAGGAAUGACAAUGAAUAUAUUAGUCCCGAUCCCUGCUACUCGCGGGCCAAACGAGACACCGAGUUCUUACUGGACCCUGAAUUGUGUGUGCAAGACCCUUUUGUUUUCCUGUGCGAUCUUCUCGAUACGUCUGCGCUGUGCUGGACCAGAUUCCUCAGCUUCAUGGAAGAGCCACUCGAUUGUCCGAACCUCAAUGCAGACCAACACGCUGAAAUUCUUCUCCACGACAAAAGAAUUAUCGAUCGCGCAAACGUGUACUUUAGUACUGUGCUAGAUUUCAUUGAUCAGCGUCAUCAGCUUGAAUGGCCUGUCGCGGCGAUCGGUGCACAGGUGGAAGAUAUAGCGAGACGCGUCAGGGGAGAUUUCAUGCAACUUCAAACUCGAGCCUUGUCUUUACUUGACAUGCGUACUCAGUCCAUACAAAUAAUAAUGAGUACGAUCAGUAUUCAAGAAUCCAAGAAGGGACUUGAGCAAGCAGAGCGAGUUGGUUUAUUGACACUUUUGGCUUUCGUUUUUAUUCCCUUGACAUUCAUAUCAUCUCUAUUUGGUAUGAAUGUGACCGCAUUUACAAGCCCCAAUCCGUCGUUGAAAUACUUUUUCGCGAUUGCACUCCCAUUCACUGCAGUCUGUGUUGCGAUACCACUGUGGGGUCAAAUUCGAAAGGGUUAUGCGUCUCUAUGUACAAUGAUUAAGAAUCGCUAUUUUGGCUUCCGGGUAGCUAAGCUGAAAAAUCAGGUGUGA
Messenger RNA from Penicillium cosmopolitanum, 1482 nucleotides. RefSeq lists its product as uncharacterized. The coding region runs from base 1 to 1482 and encodes 493 amino acids. Gene Ontology annotation, biological process: metal ion transport; transmembrane transport. The transcript is spliced from 2 exons. The record is from RefSeq and is a predicted model, not a curated record. Gene Ontology annotation, molecular function: metal ion transmembrane transporter activity. Gene Ontology annotation, cellular component: membrane. Lineage: Eukaryota; Fungi; Ascomycota; Eurotiomycetes; Eurotiales; Aspergillaceae.